Molecule: messenger RNA, 3176 nt
Organism: Polyodon spathula (Mississippi paddlefish)
Lineage: Eukaryota; Metazoa; Chordata; Actinopteri; Acipenseriformes; Polyodontidae
Product: double-stranded RNA-binding protein Staufen homolog 1-like
Exons: 15
Coding region: 272-2365 (697 amino acids)
Source: RefSeq, a predicted model, not a curated record
CUGAGGUCACUUCCUGGAUGGAGUAGCUCCGAUUGAUUCUCUUUAGUGUUUGCCCUGUUCGCCUGUUUCUCAUCACAACACCAACAUUUAAUUUAAAAAAGAAACCUAAAAUAGACCAGAAUCAAAAAACCCAAGCACCCCAGCUCAUGGAUUAAGGAACAUUUAGCUGUGGGACUGAAGGACAUAGAGGUAGAGCUUUGCUGUCUCUCUCAAACCUACACCGAACCCCCUCUGCUGUGUGCCGUGAAGCUCUUUGAAACUGGAAACCGAGAUGUCCCAAGUUCAGGUCCAGAACUCUUCCCCUGUCCUCCUGUCUGCUGGGAGCCCCAUGCAGAGCACUCCUCAGCCCCUGAAUCCUGCAGUCUACCAGUCUGUGAUGAGUAUCCCUUCUGCUUCUGGGCCUCUGCCCUCUGAAAACGCCGGCCAUCCUAUCAAAAACUCUGCCCUCCCCUCCGCUUCUGCCACUCCCAUCAAUUCAGCUGCAGUUCCUAACAUGGCAAACCCCAAAGAGAAAACCCCAAUGUGUCUCGUGAAUGAGUUAGCCCGCUUUAACAAGAUUCAGCCUGAGUACAAACUUUUGAGUGAGCAAGGACCAGCUCACUCCAAGGUGUUUACAGUGCGGCUGACUCUAAAUGAACAGUAUUGGGAAGCUGAGGGAACCAGCAUUAAGAAGUCUCAGCAUGCAGCAGCCGCCAGAGCCCUGGCAGAAACCACGCUCCCAAAGCCCAGUGUCCGCCCCCCUCGCCACACAGGCAAGAAUCCAGACAGCGUGACCCACACAGUGGAGCUAAAUGCACUCUGUAUGAAACUUGGAAAGAAGCCCAUUUACAAGCCCACUGACUCAUAUCAUGGAAUGAGGCCCAAUUUCAACUACAACGUUAGGCCCCCUGGCCCCUAUCCAAGGUACUACUACCCAUUCUCCUCAGUAGGGCCAGUGCUGUACCAGAUGGAAUUGUCAAUUGGGGGGCAGCUGUUCCAUGGCAAAGGAAGAACCAGACAAGCUGCAAAGCAUGACGCAGCCGCCAAAGCGCUGAAAGCCCUCCAGAAAGAGCCCCUGCUGGAAAAGGAUCUCCAGGUCAAUGGGGAAGUGUCUUCUGAUGAGAACCUCAACAAAUCUGAAAUCAGUCAAGUGUUUGAAAUUGCACUGAAGAGGAACAUGCCUGUGAACUUUGAGGUGUUGAGGGAGACUGGUCCCCCACACAUGAAGAGCUUUGUAAUGAAAGUAUCUGUAGGAGACUUUUCCGGGAAUGGGGAAGGCAAGAGCAAAAAGAUUGCCAAGAAGAACGCUGCUGCUGCUGUGCUGGAGGAGCUGAGGAAACUCUGUCCGCUUCCCAGUGUGGAGAAAGUACAUCCCCGCAUUAAAAAGAAAACUAGGUCCAUAGUCAAGUUGCAGACUAGCCCAGAAUAUGGGCAGGGAAUGAACCCCAUUAGCCGUCUGGCUCAGAUCCAGCAAGCCAAGAAAGAGAAAGAGCCCGAGUACAGCCUGGUCACAGAAAGGGGGCUUCCUCGGCGCAGGGAGUUCAUCAUGCAGGUUCAAAUUUGUGACCAAACCGCAGAAGGGAUGGGUCCCAACAAGAAGGUGGCUAAGCGCAAUGCAGCUGAGAAGAUGUUGGAGCUAAUGGGAUUUAAAGUGCCUCAGCCACAGCCCACAAAACCUGCGCUCAAAAAUGAUGAAAAGGUUCCAGUGAAGAAACCUGGAGAUGGAAGAAAAGUGACCUUCUUUGAGCCAGGCUCUGUUGAGGACAGAGCUAGAGGUAACAGAGAGGAUGACUUCCGGAUGCCAUACAUGAGCCACCAGCAGCUUCCAGCUGGGAUCCUGCCUAUGGUCCCUGAAGUGGCCCAGGCAGUUGGGGUCAGCCAAGUACAUCACACCAAAGACUACAGCCGCCCCCCAAUCAACCCGGCCAAGGCCACCAUCACAGCAAUGAUUGCCAGGGAGCUCCUGUAUGGGGGCACCUCUCCUACUGCUGAGACGUUACUGAAAAGCAACAACAACCUGGUGCACCUUCCACACGGACCGCUCACCCGACCCUCCGAACAGCUCGACUUCCUGACCAAAGUGCAGGGGCUGCAGGUCGAGUAUAAAGACUUUCCUAAAAACAACAAAAAUGAGUUUGUGUCUCUGAUAAACUGCUCCUCCCAGCCACCCCUGAUCAGUCAUGGAAUAGGAAAGGAUGUGGAGUCCUGCCAUGAUAUGGCUGCUCUUAAUAUACUGAAGCUGCUGUCAGAGCUGAACCAGCAAACUCAUGACAGAUCUGGAAAUGGACCAAUUUCUGUAUGUGGAAAACAAGAAAUGGAAAGUGAGCGUCUUCUUAAACAGGCUAACUCUAACCCCAUGGGCAAAACACUGGAUGGGACCGCGUGAACGGCUUUUGACUUGAGAAGGGAGGGGGAAAAAAGCACCAGAGAAAAUCAGAGGCUUACUGUUUAUGCAACUCAACUGUUUUAGAGGGCUACAGCUAAUGAGCCACUGUAGUAUCUAAAUCAUCACAGUUGCUAAUCCUAUUUUUAGAUGUUCAGUUAAACAACUUUGAUUAAAAAAAAAAAAAAAAAAAAGUUCAUUUUUUUUCUCAAUGUUUAAUUGCAUACAUUUAUUUAUUUUAUUUUUUUCUAGAAAUAUAAAUAGUUGAUUCAAAGAUUAGCUAAAUCAUAUUCAAGCAUGUGGUUUGGGUUUUACAGUAAAUGUUUUACAGAGCGAGUUUUGAAGAGAAGCAUUUUUUUAUUUUUAUCUUUUUUUUUUUGUAAAGUUCGAUUGAGGUUCAUUAGAAUAACAUUAGAAUUUUUGUUUCUCCUAAACCAGUUUUUAACCCCAAGCUUAGUCUUCAAUGAGGGGGUGUUCUUUUGUUGAAUUAGCAGUGGGUACGGUUCUUAUACUACAAUGCUGGAUAUGAUAAAGCUAAAAUAAAAAAAGCUAUUGAUUUUCCUUGAGUGCUUUAAGAAAAGUGUUUAACUACAUCUCCAUGUAGGGCUGAAAAAGUUUUUGUGAAUUGUAAUGUUUGUGUUGUCAUGUGUUUGCUUGCAGCAAUGCAGGUGACAGUUUCUAUUGCAUGCGAUCCAAGCACGUUACCUUUCUUGUAAUGCUUCAACUUGUCAAUGUUAACCAUAAACUUUUUUCUCCCCAUGGAAUGUAAGUAAAACCUGUGUGCCUUAUGCACCAAAUAAAAAAGAAAAAAAUG